Molecule: messenger RNA, 2224 nt
Organism: Acanthaster planci (crown-of-thorns starfish)
Lineage: Eukaryota; Metazoa; Echinodermata; Asteroidea; Valvatida; Acanthasteridae
Source: RefSeq, a predicted model, not a curated record
UGGGACUCCCUUUAACGUGAUUGGCUGGUGAUAGCAGUCAGCCAGCCAAAAUGAAGAGAUUACGACUGAGGUGCUAAUCAGUCGGCACAUCAAGGUUCGGCUGAUUGCUAUCCGACUUCCACGGCGGUUCCUUUGAAGCAAAGGCGCGGCUAGGUCCAACGGGCGUCAAAUUCACACUCUAGUGCCCUCAUUGUACUCGGAAAGACCAAAGAAAGCGCCAAUACCUCUCAGAGGGAUCAGGUGCACAGUCUUCAUACCUCUUUCGUAGUCAGACAGUACAUGUACUUGUGUCAUGAUGUGCGACCAGACAGUUGAGUCCUCCAGCCAACACUUCAAACUUGACUGUCAGUCUGAUGAAUUUAGCCAGACUGAGCCUGACCUCAGCUGGAUCUUCAACAGCGAUGAUACAGCCCCUUCCAUGACACGCCGGGUAGCACCACCGGCCGGCCGUCCUAGUCCCGUCUGCAAUUGCAGGCACAAGUGGUGCCUUCGUGAGUGGUCAUCCGCGAAGAACGCCGAGGGGAACUCCGCCUCCGGGCGUCCAACCUUGCAUCUACGCGGGCUUCUCCCCCUGCGGUUCCCCGAGAUCUCGUCAACCAUCCAGAGCUACGUCAAGUCCAGCGUGGAGCGCAGACGGAAUCAAUUCCUGUCCUGGAUUGACCGGUGUGACGCCUCCGUGAAUGCCAUCCGGCGGCACCUCCUGGACGCAGUGCCUGGUCUAGCAGAAGCUGCCCCCAAACUAGCGCUGAGUACAGUGCGAGGGUGGUUGAACCAGUUGGCCGAAUACCCCUCUCCCGCUGGCUCCAAGCCCGACCGCCGUCCCAAGUCACUGCGAGAGUUGCUUCAAGUCGUGAGCGAGCAGCUUAGCCAGUUGCUUGCGGCCCGCGUCCUUGUGCUGCCGACACGCCGUGUGAUGAACCGCCCCGUGCGCCUGCCGCGCUUCAGGAGGUCGUCCGAUCAUCCCAGAUGUCGCAGGCGUCUCUUUCCUCGUCUUGCUGCCCCGCUCACAACGUGAAUGAGGCCUAUUUAUCAUUGGACGUUGUAAGGAGCGGGUGGCGCUUGUCCCUCAUACGGCAAAAGUGGGGAAAACAGUAAGAUGAUGACAAAACAAAAGAUGGGGGAAGCAGGAUUGGGAUGAAAACUGCUUGUUUCUUUGGAUGGUUGUUGUGUCUGCAAGUGUGAUAGCUUUGUCUUGCCUCCCACAAAUGAUGCUCCAUUUCUAGUGGCGACACUCAUAGCAUAGGAACAGCGUACUUGUCAAUGCAUUUCAUGCACACCAAACAUGGAUUAAAAUUAAAUUUGACAAGGACCUUGUGUUUUAAAUACUUGAUAUGCUUCAGUCAAGGAAAGUUUACACUGGAACCAGACAUUAACACGUAGCAAUAUGGCUCAACUUCUUUGAUUUGUAUUUUCCGUAAUAUAAAAUAGUUUGCGCCGUAAUUCCGUCGUAAAACUGUAAAAACGUGUAUACGUAAUUGAAGUGUUGUAUGAGUUUUAUGAAUUAUAUAUUUCUCAGUCUUUGCUGUUUGCAUCAUGAAAUGUGUCUUCAUACAGAUUUUUCCACAAUAAUUGGACAAGUGACAAUUCAUGGUGGUACUUGUACAAUGAUGUGUCGGAUGGAGUGUGAUGGUUUGUUGUAUCUGUACAAUUUCUUCGCAAGGUCACCGGUGCUAAUUAACAGUAGUAAUUCAGCUGAAAUCGUCUUGCACGUGGCGAGCCUUGUUACGUUUUUAUUCAAGCUUUUGGCGAGUUAUCCUUAAAUGAAUUGUCAUAAUUCUGUGGGGCACUCUCAGUUGGGCCGUUAAAAUAUGCAACUUCGUGGGUCUAAAUAAAGUCUGACUCCAUGUACGUAUGUGGCUAAUGACAUGUUUGUGUGUUAUUUUCUCCAUGUGAAGGCUGACGAAAACUCAUGUUUGAUGGGACAUGCAAUGAAAACAUGGAUUUUUUUAUUGUAUUAGGGCAGACCAAGAAAGAAAUUUCUAGAAAUAUGCAAAUAAAUGUCCUGAUACAUGUACAUAUAUAUAGUUACACGUACAUGCAAUUUUAUUUUGAGACUUAAGAGUGCAUGAAAUUUCCAAGCUUCCACGGAAUAUGAAUACCAAAUUGGAUGCAUCCGAAUACGUUGGCAACUAAGUAUCAACACAUGGGCCCUAGAAGACGUUCGUUGCUCAAGUCAACUUAGAUGGAUAGCUUUUCGUAGUGUCUCAACAUCUGCGUUGAUGCA